This is a messenger RNA of Lentinula edodes (shiitake mushroom), 3753 nucleotides long. RefSeq lists its product as uncharacterized. Bases 122 to 3553 code for a protein of 1143 amino acids. The record is from RefSeq and is a predicted model, not a curated record. The transcript has 5 exons. Lineage: Eukaryota; Fungi; Basidiomycota; Agaricomycetes; Agaricales; Omphalotaceae.
GCUUUGUUCUUUCAAUAGAACAACUCAUUUACACGAGCCAUUCUUUACAUAUCCAUCUGCUCCUUACCUUCUUACCAUCACCAUCACCGUUUACGGAGCCGCCUCUCUUUUCAUCGCCACGAUGAACAACGAACAGGACCACUUGCAUUCGACAACGCCUUUAUCUCUAAGUCUACAGCCCAGCAUUCUUGUAGCCGCUGCCACCCUCGUCCUUGCUGGAUCAGCCGUCUUCUUGAAGUCCAAUCUGCGUAUUGGGAACCUCAGGUUGCUGCCUAAAGGGCUUGAAAGUGACGCGCAAAGUGCUUCAGAAGAUCAACACGAGCCAUACGAUAUCCAUGAAGACAGUAAUUUCAACGACGCCUCAAAACUCCAGACUUCGAGGUCAAAGGAACGUCGGAAACGGAGAAAGGACCCAAUGAAAGAAUUGACAAAAGGGGGCAAGAAAGCGAAAGAUCUGGCCAAGCUGUUGAAGCAUGUCGACUUGCCCGGCCCCAGUGACCCGUCCUCGUCAUCAGUUCCAAAUUCAGGAUUACAUUCUGACUUUGUGCCAGCACAAGCACCACAGGAACCGUCAUCGAACUCCAUUACUUCCAACCGCAAUCGUAGUGGUUCCCAUUCUGAAUCUGGCACUCGUGACUUUUCGGCAUCGCUUUCUUCCAGGUCUGUUUCUAUCUGUUCCGCUGCGGGAGCCUCUGCACGAAGCGGUCAAUCCGGAGAUGACCACGAAGAACAGGAUCAGGAGGAGGAGAUACCGCUGACGGCAAUGCCUCCUUCACCUGCGCUUCCCCCGGAAAUGAAUCAUGGGCACUCUCCAUCCACGUCGUAUGGCAGCACACCAUCUCAUGCCAUCUCCAUGUUUUCUAUGAGCUAUGCUGAUACAACAGAUACAUCGGUUCAAUCCGCGAAGUGCCUUGACUUGAAUCCCGCUCUGGACGAGGAAAGAUUUGAGUCCAUUCCUUCCUCUAACACCCCAUUGCCCAAAUCAACUUCCAAGAAUAUCCGACGCAAGAAUGGUAACAACGACAAAAAUAGUAGCCUUGAUAAUUUCGCCACCAAUAAACUCAAUAUUACUCAUGGGACUGAUGUAUCACCUGCUAUACUCACCUCAUCGCAGUCAAUGCCUUCCAGCUCUUCAUAUACCCGAUCUGACCAAUCGAAGGAUACUAUUGAUAUCUCAUCCUCCACGCUUAACGUGAUCUCUGCUCCCUCCCGGGCCGGGCAGGUAACAUCCUCAUCUGGAGUAGGAUUUUCAACCUUGAUGCCGAUCCAUGAUACAUCCCGCGCUUCCAGUUCCACGUCGAAACCAGAUUCUGAUUACAUGGAUGGAGGGCACGUCGAGAAUGGGGAUCAUUCCACUUCGUUGACUCCAUUUAGCUUUCCCACUUUAAAUGGAACUUCAGGCUCGGGCUCCACACACGACUCCGCCCCCGGUUCGAGCAAAGCUAGUUCUAGCGCUGGAUUCGGUACACCUCCACCCGGUAGCCCUAAUUCCACUAGCCUGUCCACGCAAACACAAAUCGCAUCAUUACGGGGAGCGUUGGAGGCCUCUAGAAAGCGAGAAGAAGAAGCGAGAGGGAGAGAUGAAAGCACACGAAGCGAAUUAGAGAGAUUAGGGAACGAGCUCAAGGUGUUGCGCUGGGAGGGAAAUGUUUGGAGGCGAAGAGAAGGAGAGCUUCAGGCGCAAAUUCAUCAUCUCGUGCAUCAGAUCCAAUCUUAUGCAGUCUAUUUUGCACCACCUCAACAAUUCUCCCCCCAAUUGCAGAAUCUCGCUAUUCCACAGCCACAGCGAACUGUCGGGAAAUAUUCAAAAGGAAAACGCCCCCAGAAGCACAGCCAAACUUCACCGACGUCUUCACGAUCCACCUCCAAGUCGUCACGACCGUCUCAUAGCUCUCAUGCCUCACCCAUCCCACCUUUAGCCCAACUUCCCGAAAGACAGGCCACGACUCAGGGGUCUUCAUCUUCACCCGUGGGAUCUCCUAUCAUUCCUCCAAGUAGAAUGUUCUCCCCUCCUUCGACGUUUUCACCAGGACCUUCUACACCAUUCCUUCCAAAUCCGCAAAGCAUAGGGCCCUUCUCUCCAUCAUCGUCCUUCGGCAUGUUUUCACCCACAGGUGCUUUACCUGGAGGUAUGCCUUUCGCGAGCCCGCAUUUAGGUUCCACGGGCAUGAUGUCUCCGCUUAGUCCACACUCACCGUAUCUUCCAUACCCAACCUAUGCUACUUUUGGCGGAUUCUCCCAAGGCCAGAACCAAGCUAACGGGAGUGGAAACCCUUCUAACGGAGGAACGAUGCACCCGAUGCAGUUCUUGAACAUGCUGAAUAACACCGGAAAAGGGAAUGGUGCUAGCGCCGGUUCGGGUACGGAACCAGGCGGUGCCAUGAGCACGUUGUCUACAAUGUCGUCGUUGGACUCUGUGACUACGGAUUCGACCGACUCGAUGUCGCCGGCAAUGACGUCGUCUCCGAGUCCGGCCCCUGGAACGUCGAGAGAACGAGGAAGAAAAAGAGGACGGGGUGUAGCUGGUACCGGAAAUAGCGACCGUAUCCUGGGUGGGUAUGGUCCUGAAUACCAGUACGGCUACUCAUACGGUUACCCAUACCCGUAUUCCCUACCAACAUCGUAUCAGGUGUAUCCCGGAACCGCGUCGCCCAAGGGAGAAAUCGGAAAAGAGGGUGAGGGACCUGGUGAGAACAAGAACAACUAUGAUUCUGAUCCUGAGCAUGACAUCGAUGGGGAAGUCAACGAGCUACUGGCCGGGUCUAUCUUAAAGCGACCUGAGAGUAUGGUGGGACUGAGAAGGUCAGGCUCAGGAGGAUCUUCGAAAUCCAAGGCUAAGGAAAAGCUGCAAAUGUCUCCGAUGAAAGACGUGGGAUUUGGCAAUGAAGUGAGAGAUGGACAACAGUUUUCUGAUGAUGGCCUGAGUGUUGCAUCGCCGAGUUCUGACUCGGGAGUAAGGUCAGCUCUGGGACUGGAAUGGCUUCGUGACCCGGGGCUUUUCCGCCGGGAGUCUUCUGAAGCAAUCUCAACUCAACGACCUACGCCUGCAUUGGAAGCGAUACCCAUGUCCAUGCCGAGCUCUCCUCCUCCAUCAAGGCUGCCUUUCACCUCGACAACCACUCCAAAUGAAAUCGAUCUUGAUGCUGAUAUAUACUCGUCUUCAUCAUCCUCAUCGAACAAGUCGCUCUCCGAGUCAGCAUCCACGGAAUCGUCAGACUCUGCAGCAGAGACUCCACCGAUCGAGUUCACGUUUCCUUCGAUAUCAACUUGGGGCUAUUCAUAUCGUACUCAUUCUGCUGGGGAUCCAAACGGCCGUGAACAAGCUUUGCGUACGAGCACGGACGUCGAAGCAACUGAAGAUCCAGUAUUGGAGAAACAAGCGACGACUAUGACGUUGAUUCAUGACACGGAUAUAGAGGAAGAGAUCACGCCGCCAGCGGACAAAUUGAAUCCAAUGAGUAUCGAGUCCGAACCCGCCUUAUCCGAUACUACGUUUACCGUUACUCCGAAUAAUGUCAAGAACGUCCACGAUGGGACUACACCCGCGGAAUGAAAUCUUCACUUGACCUCACGGCUCUAUGAAGAAAGAGCAAAAAGACACCACAACGAAAUGAUCUGGCACCACCCAAAUUAUCUAAUUUUCUUGGUUCAUUGCAUGGCUCAAGCUCAUAAUGUAUUAACUCAAAUUGAUUGUUCAGUCUCUCGAAUCCUGAAAUUCUCUUGACAAAAGAUUUACCACUGACUUAUUGCAUU